Messenger RNA from Pygocentrus nattereri (red-bellied piranha), 4310 nucleotides. It is a transcript of the gene matr3l1.2, whose product is annotated as matrin 3-like 1.2. Bases 584 to 4012 code for a protein of 1142 amino acids. The record is from RefSeq and is a predicted model, not a curated record. Gene Ontology annotation, molecular function: zinc ion binding; RNA binding. Gene Ontology annotation, cellular component: nucleus. The transcript is spliced from 22 exons. NCBI's taxonomy places the organism in Eukaryota, Metazoa, Chordata, Actinopteri, Characiformes, Serrasalmidae.
AUCAGAGGAAUCAUGAACGAGCCAUUCAGAAGGCUGAAGACCCAAACAGAAGACACAAUAUUCGGAGAAACACUAGAGGAAAGGACCCGACGGCAAUGAAUAAUAUUAACCCCUGUAUUAAACCGUGUCAUGCUGAGCCGCACCUUUGACAAAACAUGAAGAAUGUGAGAAUUAAUAGGUGGCUUGAAAGCCUCACUGUCCUUUUUCCCUUAAGGCGGUAUUUUCCCCUGGAAUAUAAUUGAAGUUUUGAAGACGACAGUAAAUAAACAAGGAGUCAGCGUUCUCCUCUGACGGGAAAUAGAUUCGAAUGACCGGAAGUCUGUCAGCUUAUCCGCUCCGUAGCGUGAACGAUAGCAGAUCUGGUGGCGAUUUGCGAGCUGUCGGUUUUGCAGCCUUGGACGAAACAGAAGAGCCAAAAAUACCUGUUUCAUACUAUCCUUGAAGAGGAAUUGUCCUUUCUCGGCGUUGGCUUAUCUUUAACACUUGGAUUUUUAUCCACGGACUGUCCUUCUUGGGACAAUUUGAUCAGCUGGUUGAUUCUUUUCUUUUUGUUAACUCUCUGAAGCCCAACGGUUUUGAAGCCAUGUCCCAGAAGCUCACGUCUGAUGAUGCUCAGAAAGGCUUUGCUGUAGGCCGUGGGCUCUUGGCUGCAGCCGAAACUUUAAAUUAUAGCAUGGGUGAAUCUCACUCUGAUUCCUACGGCUCCUCCUCCCAACAACUUGGUGGAAUGGUGGGCUUGGGCGGAGGGGACGGACAAGAUCAAGACUCUCAGCUGCCCCGCCGUGUGGGCAGCCACCUUAGCAAUACUAUGAAGCUGUUUGCUAGCCUUGGUCUCUCACCAACCGACCUGGAUGAGCUGGCACAGGUCCCAGAGGAAAACAUCAGCGUGGACACACUGCCCCAUCUUAUCAUGCAACUUAAAAAUCGUAAGGUGGAGGCUAGUCGGCAUCUGACUGGUGACCUGCCAUCGCUCUCCCCAGACACCUCAUACAGAGGAGGCCGUGAUGACUGGGGAGACAUGCAGGGAGGACGACUGGACCGUUCUGUGGGGCAGAGUCAGAGCCGCACUUCCCAGAGCAGUUUUGGCUACGGUUCCAUGCAAGACGUCUCUUCACGUGGUUACGAUAUGCUAGAUUAUGGCAGCGGCAACAGCAGCAGUAGAGAGCGCCAGUAUUCUGAGCUUUCCACUGACCAUUAUCGUGGCCUUGGCAUGGGCUCAUCUUCAACCUCUGAUGACUUCUUUAUGCAGCGAAGGAUGGGAGCCCCUUCUCAGGGAAAAAUACAGGAUUUCUUGGGAGUCAUGCCGCAAAUGUUUCCUCAUGUGUGCUCCCUUUGUGACUUUGAUGUACAUUCUGCCAUGGAAUGGACUCAACACACAACUGGAAUGCUGCAUGCCGAAAACAGGAGAGUCCUCCUGCAGUUGUAUCCAGAUUGGGAUCCUCAUAUGCCCUCUGGACGAAUGUCAGGAUCCAUGGCCCUGGACACAAAGGGGCGAUCAGAAGGACUACUUGGGGCUGCUCCAUCUGGUGGUAUGAGGCCGAGAACAGGGAUGAGUUCAAAUUGGGGAUCUGAUUCUGGCAUGGGUAUGGCAAGCAAAAUGCAGUCAUAUUCUAUGACACCAAAGGUGAGAAGCAGGGUAGUAGUAGUAAAAUAUGAGCGGAAGCCAGUGUUAUCCAACCUGUUUGCUCUGGCCAGACCAUUUGGCACCAUCCGUGAACACCUUGUACUCAAGAACAAGGCCUUUCUGGAGCUGCACACUCAUGAGGAGGCUUUGGCAAUGUCUAAUUAUUAUCAAAAGAAGCCUGCCACUUUGCAUGGGAAGGAUGUACAUAUUUACAUAUCCAAGGAACUGCUGGUAAUUGAGAAAGGUGACAGACCAGACAGAGACAGUAGAAAUGUAAAGGGGGGAACCAGCUCAGUGGUGUUCUUUUCCAAUGUGCCAAAAGACAUUGAGAAGAAAACGGAGUUGCUCACGAUAUCACGUCGAUUUGGCACAGUUGAAAAACAUCUUUUCUUGAAUAAAGAGGCAUUUGUGCAAAUGAGCAAUGCAGAGGAUGCAGAGAUGUUGGUGAAGUACUACACUCUUAAUCCAUUGACUAUUGGCCGUAGGUCCAUCCGUCUAAACAUCUGCACAAAGUACAAGACAUUAACGGUUCCACCUGGCAAGGGAGACCUACCAAGAUAUGAUGGAGAUGAAUCCAGUCGCAAGAGCAGCAGCAGUAGCAGAACAGGUUCCAAAACUGCAUCCAAAUCUCCAAGGUCCACAAGCUCCAAAUCUAAAGAGUGCUCAUCUGAAAAGACAGAAGAGCCAAAACCUGAGAAGGAAGACAAAGAAGUCCUUCCAGAAGGAUCUGGUGAUGAAGGGGAAGGUGUUGUGGAGGCUCAUGAUGAAGAAGAAGAAGAGGCCUUUGAUGAAGGUCCCAGUAUAGAGGAAACAAACUUUACAUCUGAGGCUGAGGAAGCCAGUGCAGAGCAGCCAGAUCCAGAAGUCCCACUGGAGUGUGGGGAUUCAGCAUUGGAGCCAGCAGAAGAUGACAUGCAUGAUGCUGAGGGCCCUGAGAUGCCUGAGGAGGCAGACUUGGAGCAGGAGGCUCCAUUAGAAGAAGCAGGUGAACCUGAGGCAGACCAAGAGAACACUACAGAGGAGCUCAAAGAUAGAGAGGAGGGCCAGGAUGAUGUGGAACAAGCUGAGGGUGAUAAUAAGAAUGAGGACUUCGGUGAACUGGAAGGGCUUGAAGAAUCUGAUUUCCCUGAAAACAUGGAUGAGUUUGUGACUCUGGAUGAGCUCGCAGAAGAAGAAGAGGCUGAAAGGCAGGACUCAAAAUCUAGAGAUAAAAACUCUUCAGGUAGAUCAAGGGAAAGUGGUGACUUGAGAGUCGUCAAUGUUGUUGGAUUUAAACGUGGUUAUGGGUAUCUUGAUGAGAUCUUGUCUUUGGCCAAGCCCUUUGGUAAAGUGGUGCGACACCUGGUCCUGAAUGUGAGACCUGAGGCCUUUCUGGAACUUUCCAGUGAGCAAGAAGCUAGAGCCAUGGUUCGUUUCUACAAUGGAAAUGUCAUGCCGUCUGUUUGUGGAAAAGCAGUGAAAAUUUAUCAUUCGCAGAUCUACCCAACCAUCCAGAACGGCAAAGUUGUUUACGUUGGACAUAUUCCACCCUUUAAAACAUCAGAUGCCUCCCUUCUGAAAAUUGCAGAGCCAUUUGGGAAAGUUAGACGUUACUUUUUGAACAGGGCACGCAAUGAGUGUUUCAUUGAGAUGGAGAGGGGUGAGGAUGCUGAGAGAUUUGUUGAGGUCUCCAAAGAUAAUCCACCGAAGUUUCAAGGCAAACGGCUAGUUGUCUACAUUAGCAGAAAGUACAAACAACUCAAACAUGGACACAGACCUCCAACCCCUGAGCCAGAAGACAAACGUCCAUCCAAGAGGGAGCGUUCUGAAGAAGUGGAAUCCCAAGAAAGCUCCCCAGUCAAAACUAAUACCAAGCAGGAAGAGGAGCCACCGACUAAGAAGAUGAAAGAGGAGACAUCAAGCAUAGAUAAAGCCGAGAGCGAAUCAGUAGAGGAAAAGCAGGAGGAGAACGAAAACAAGGCUGUCCCUAGCGAGAGCGCACCAGAAGUAAAGAAAGAGAGCACAGAUGAAAACAUCACAGAUACAACUGAGGCUCAGGAGAUGGACUCGAAACCGCUGACGGCUGAGAAUGACGAUUCUGCUGCUCCCUCUCCUGCAUCUUGUGUGCCUCAGAAAAGCCAGGAGACUAAUGAACCCCCUACCAUUCCAGCACAAUCUGUGAAAAAAACUGAAACCACUCUAGGCCCUCUGGGCCCCUAUGAACCAAAUACCCCAGUGGGUGUGGAGUUUGUGAAGAUGGGAUACUACUGCAGAGUCUGCUUCCUUUUUUACUCCAAUGAGGAAACUGCUAAGAAGGUUCACUGCAGCAGCCAGGCACACUACGACAAACUUAAGAGACACCUGGAAAAAGAGAAGGCCAAAGCACAGAGUAAUGCUGGGAAGAACUGAGUUAUGGGGAAGGAUUGGUCCUGUACAGUAUUUCAUCGUGCAUGAGCCAUUGUCAUGUAGUCCAUGAAUGUGUUUGAAUGUGAACUAAGUUUGAAUCAUUUGGUCAUUUACCUUCUUUUUAUUUGAAGUUUUAGGUGUUAGUCCAGAAAAAAAAGUUUUUUUUUUUUACCUAAUAUGAAUCCUAAAAGAGAGCCCUUUCAUACCUUCUUUGCUGUUAUUGUUGCUUUCUUUGCAUUUCCUGGUUGUGAUCGAUUCAAUGCUAAAGAUAUACUGACAAUAAAGCAUUGUUUUACAGUGA